Messenger RNA from Thrips palmi, 2376 nucleotides. Its product is annotated as sodium-coupled monocarboxylate transporter 1-like. The transcript is spliced from 12 exons. Gene Ontology annotation, biological process: transmembrane transport; sodium ion transport. The coding region runs from base 146 to 1954 and encodes 602 amino acids. Gene Ontology annotation, molecular function: symporter activity. Lineage: Eukaryota; Metazoa; Arthropoda; Insecta; Thysanoptera; Thripidae. Gene Ontology annotation, cellular component: membrane. The record is from RefSeq and is a predicted model, not a curated record.
CUAGUGACUAGCGCCUAGACCAGCGGCACUUUGUCGAGAGCGGCUUGCCACUGGGACCUCCGCAGGGACGCGCUACGCGCUGCGGAUCGCUGUGCCGUGCUCACUCGCAGGGCGCGACCGCUAGACUCAGACUACGAGGGCAGCCAUGGCUGACGGCUUGGAGCAAGUCGCGGCCGACGGGGCGCUGCGCUUCGGCGCGCUCGACUACUCCUCCUUCGUGGUCAUGAUGCUGGUGUCGGCGCUGGUGGGCGUGUACUACGGCUUCUUCAAGAAGCAGGAGUCCCUGGAGGACUACUUCCUGGGCGGCCGCAACAUGGGCAUCUUCCCCAUCGCCAUGUCCCUCAUCGCCAGUAACAUUUCCGGAGUGACAAUGUUGGCGGUGCCGGCCGACAUUUACGCGUACGGCUUCCAAAUCGGGCUGGUGUUGUUCCUUGGGGUGCCGGUGGUCAUCCUCGUCGUCUACUUCUUCCUCCCCACCUUCUACAAGCUGCAGUACGAGUCAUCGUACGAGUACCUGGAGCACCGCUUCUGCAAGAAACUCCGGACGAUGUCGUCUGUCUUCUACAUCCUGGGAUCGUACCUCAUUAUGUCCGUCAUCAUGUACGUGCCUUGCCUCGCCAUGCACCAAGUGAGUGGCCUGGACGUCCAGAUCAUCAACCCCCUCACUUGCCUCGUGUGCGUCUUCUACACCUGCCUGGGCGGCAUCCGUGCCGUGGUCUGGACCGACGCGCUGCAGCUCGUGAGCUUGGUAGUGGCGUCCUUCGUCGUGCUGGGGGCCAGCAUGAGCCGCCUGGGCAGCUUUUCGGAGACGUGGAGUCGCCUGGCGGACGGCGGCAGGCUGGAGAUGUUCAACAUGACCCUGGACCCGACCAUCCGAGCCACCUUCUGGAACGUGCUGCUGGGCGAGGGCUUCUACUUCCUCAACUCGCUUGCAGUGUCCCCGUCGUCCGUGCAGCGGUACCUCGCGCUACCCACCCUGUCGGCCGCCAAAAGGGCUGCGUGGAUGCUGGCGCUGGGCUUCGUGGUGACACGCGGCCUGUCGUGUGUGACCGGCCUCGUCAUGUACGCCGUGUACUACGACUGUGACCCCGUGGCGCGCAAGGUGGUGCCGCACUCGGACAACCUGGUGCCGCACUUCGUGAUGGACGUGGCCGGCCACUGGCCAGGGCUGCCCGGCGUGUUCAUCGCGGGCGUGUUCAGCGCGGCGCUCAGCACGGUGUCAUCUGUACUCAACACGCUGUCCGGGGUGAUAUACAAAGACUUCAUCGAGACGCGGCUACGCAAGAAGCCCAGCGAGAAGAGGGCCUCUCUCAUCCUCAAAGGGUUGACGCUGCUGCUGGGCGUGGGCGUGGUCCUGAUGGUGUUCGUCGUCGAGCACCUGGGUGCGAUCUUGGAGGUGGCCCUGAGCGUGUCGGGCGUCACUACGGGGGCGACGUUCGGCCUGUUCCUGCUGGGCCUGUUCGUGCCCUGGGCCGAGACCGUGGGCGCCAUGAGCGGAGCCGUGGCCAGCCUGAGCCUCAUGACGAUCGUGUGCAUAGGCGGCCUGCACGCCAAGAAGUCCGGCGCCAUCAAGUACCCACCGCUGCCGACCAGGACCGACGGCUGCGACGCCACGGGUCUGUCCGGGACCACGACGCCGAGGCCACCCUUCCCUGCGAGAGGCCCCGCGGUGGUGUACGACGAGGACCUGUUCCCGUUGUUCCGCCUGUCGCCCUUCUACUACGUGGUGCUGGGCGUGACCACCACGGUGGUGGUGGGGGUCUUGGUGAGUGCCGCGGUGCGGGGCGCGCGCACGCGGCGCGGCCUCAAAGGAGGCUUCGACGACCUGCCCCACCCAGACCUGCUCUCACCGCCCGUCGCGCGCCUCGUGCAUGGGAGGAGGCCACGCCACGCCGACGGCAGCGUCGAGAUGUACCAGGCUGUGGCCACCGAGGCAGAGAAGAUCAAGGGCUAGGACGGCGACGGCGCCGGCGACGCAGAGAGCAGUGGUUUCUUUUCCCGCGCGUGUAGUGCGGACGCGGACGCGGACGCGGACGCGGCGCCGCAGGGACUUUGGCUGGCAGCUGGCUCUAUCUUUCGAGACCAUCGGCGGGGCUCGGUGCAGGGCAGGAAGUUUGGUCGCUACGAAUCAAACAAGUGUGCUCCAGUCUCGCGAUUGUGAGGAGCGUGGCAGCCGCCACCCGAAAUACCCAAUUAAGCGACAUGUAGCAUGCGUCCGCGUUAUGCGCAUUGCUGCAACAGACAUUAUAUUUUCCCUUGUUCCUCUGUUUCUGUGAUAAUAAAACUGGGUGACGCCCUGAGAGGCCAAACUCUUGAUUUAAGGAGAAUCUGUACCUGUACCGCCACAACAUUAUAAGUACAGCUGUUUUCAAUGUU